AUGCGCCCUUCGCGAUGGAACCGCUCGCGGCGCGCGGCCUUCGGCGGAUUGCUAUCAUCCAGAGGUCCACGGCUAUGUUUCCAGCAAUCCCAGGGCCAAAGCGUUGCUUUGGGAACUGCCGUGAAGCCCUUUCCUGCUCUCCUCUUCCAUCUGGAGCGGGAUCUACGCCCUUCACCAGACCAGCAGGAGAAAGCACAGAAGCUGGCGAGUAUGGUUCGAUCCGUCUGUGAGCAGCUUGAUGGCGAGACCCACUGCUAUGGAUCGUGUAGCAAUGGGACCUUCAUGCAAGGAUCUGAUGUUGACCUCACAUGGCUGUGCGACCAAAACAAAGUGGCCAAAAGAGGCCUCGUCUCACAGGAGCUUCGGGCGCCGACCGAUGCGAAGCUUGCUCCCGGGAUUUCUGCAAGUUAUGGACUGCGCAAGGCAGCCCCUGCUGAGCAAAUGCUUCUGGAGCUGGAAGCUCUGGUGCCGCCACCGCCCCCAAAUGCAGUCCAACUGCCCCCGACACCACCGGCCUUGGAGCAUCAAGCUCUGAUUCCGCCGAACCGAGCGCGGAGGAGACCUAAUCCUCCCAAACCUCGCCCAGCCCAAGCCCCAGCUCUUCAGCAACCGCACCCGCCACCUCCCAUACCAGAGACAUCGACAGUUGCAGCCCCGCCAGAGUCAGAGCCCUGUCCAGCGCGACCAGAUGAUGAAACAUCGGAUCCAGAUGCUUCGCCGGAGGUCUCUGAGUCCCAGGCCGCCCAGGCUCAGGACUUGCGGACGCUUCCGUCUCCUCUCAGCGGUUUGCCAAUGCCACCGCCACCACCCGUUGUCUCUCCACAGCCAGAAGAGCCGAGGGACAGCAUCUCUGCACGCCUUGUCCAAUUUAGAGCGCUGCGCCUGUUGAGGGCGAAGGCUGAGCGAUUCACUUUCGAGGGCGUGGAGAAACUGUAUGUUAUCCGUGCACGGGUUCCCGUGCUGAAAUUCUUCGGCAGCGACGAAGAGGUUCUUUGCGACGUCUCCGUCAACAACCACGAAGGUCUGCAGAACAGUCGCCUGGUGCAAGGCCUGUGCAAGAUGGAGCCACUGCUGGGUCCUGUGGUGCGGCUCCUGAAGCACUGGGCCCGCCGGCGGCAGCUGGGCGACCGAGCCAAAGGCGGAUUCAGCACCUACACUUUGGUCCUGAUGGCCGUAAAGGUGCUACAGGAAGGCAAAGCUUCCAAGCUGCCCCCGCAUUCAGUUCAAGAGCUUGUACUGAAAGUGCAGGAGGACUCUUCGCCAGAACCGCUGCAGAUUUGGAUGCAGGCCAAGAAGGAGAAGCUCUGCACUCCCAAAAUGCUGGAAAGGACGUUCGUGGCAUUCUUCGAUUACUUCGCGCAGCCAGCCUGGAGCUCCGGCGGAACGGUUUGGGUGGCUCCGGCUGCCUCCGAACAGGACGAGGAGAAGUCGAACUGCAGCCCGCAGACACCCCCUCCUCCGCCGCUGGAAGUCCUCCGAGUUGUUUGCCCGUUGACCCGCAUCGACGUGCAGAGGAGCAAAGCCCAAGAGUGGCAGCACAUGGCGAAGGAGAUUUCCCGUGCAAGCCAAAUUCUAAGGGACCUGCAACUGGAUAGCCAGCUACGACUGGAUGAGCUGUUCAAGGAACCUCAGGAGCCGCCCUCAGCGCCGGAGUCGCCACCCGAGUCGACACCGGAGCCUGUGGAUGUGCUUCCCGGGCGCAUUACAGACGAGGAUGCAGAGGAGGGGGCUGCAGCUGACAGCAAAGAGUCUGUCAUGCAAUUCGAAGCUGCAGACCGCUUCCGCGAGGAAAGCGGGCUCGGCAGAGAUGCAGCGGUUCUGGCCUGCUGA
Messenger RNA from Symbiodinium sp. CCMP2592, 1830 nucleotides. The record is from the annotation of a GenBank genome assembly. NCBI's taxonomy places the organism in Eukaryota, Dinophyceae, Suessiales, Symbiodiniaceae.